UCCCUCCCAAACAGCCCCCGGGCGCCUCCCUGUUGUCUGUCGAGGGGGUUAAAGGCCGUGGGCGGGUGACAUGGCCAGUGGGACCAGCUUGUCCGGUGUCAAUGUGGUGCUGGUCAUGGCCUAUGGCAGCUUGGUGUUUGUGCUGUUGUUUAUCUUUGUCAAGCGCCAGAUUAUGAGGUUUGCCAUGAAGUCCCGGCGCGGGCCUCACGCCCCCAUUGGCCACAGUGCACCCAAGGAUCUGAGAGAGGAAAUCGACCGGAGUCUCCUGAAGGUUCAGGAUCUCGACUAUGAACCUCAGCUUCUCGAUGAAGGAGACGCCCGCUUGCUGCAGCUACAGGAGACAGGAAACCAAGGGCCCUACAACUACCUAUACCGGAUGAAGGCUCUGGACGCUAUCAGGCAUGUGGAUCUCCCCACCGGCGAGGGCACCGAUUUCGUCAAAUACCUGACCGGGAAGAGUUUCCGGAACUUUCUGAUGGAGCUACGGGAGGGCAACACGCCGUUCAGAGGGGUCCGUAAGAAUCUCAUCGACAAGCUCAUCGAUGGCUACGAGUCAGCACGCCACGGCACAGCGUUCUUCGGGAAAGUCGAGUAUCUCAAGUAUCAGCACGCUGUCAACGAGCUGACUGCUAUGUGAGUUAACUUCUGUUACAGUCAGCUAAACCCAAUCCUGCUACGACACUCGGCACUCCGGCUUGGACUGUUUCAAAGGUUGUCACUAACACUGGCAAGCACAGUCACAAUUGCCUGGUCCUCAUUGCCCCCUG
Messenger RNA from Chiloscyllium plagiosum (whitespotted bambooshark), 767 nucleotides. NCBI's taxonomy places the organism in Eukaryota, Metazoa, Chordata, Chondrichthyes, Orectolobiformes, Hemiscylliidae. The record is from RefSeq and is a predicted model, not a curated record.